UCGAUCUUUGCCUCCAGUCUUUUUUUUGAAAUCAUGGAAAAUUGGAAUGUCACUUCAGAUUUCAUUCUCCUAGGUCUCUUUAAGCACACUGGCACCCACCAAUUUCUCUUUGUGAUACUUCUGAUAAUUGCCUUUAUGUCCCUAGUGGGCAAUGCCCUCAUGCUUCUCCUGAUUCUCCUGGACCCCCGGCUUCACAGGCCCAUGUACUUCCUACUGAGCCGGCUCUCCCUCAUGGACAUGAUGCUGAUUUCCACCAUUGUGCCCAAAAUGGCUGUUGACUACCUGAGAGGCAGCAAGUCCAUCUCCCUGGUUGGCUGUGGGUUCCAGAUCUUCUUCCUCACUUUAGGAGGCGGCGAGUGCUUCCUCUCAGCAGCCAUGUCCUAUGACCGCUAUGUUGCUAUUUGCCAUCCACUGAGAUACCCAGUCCUCAUGAGCUGGACAUUAUGCCUGAGAAUGAUUUUGGGGUCCUGGUUCCUGGGAGCAGCUGAUGGACUCAUUCAGGCUGCCGCUACCCUGAACUUCUCAUUUUGCAGCACACAUGAGAUCGAUCAUUUCUUUUGUGAGGCUCCCACGCUGGUGCAUUUGGCUUGUGCUGACACAUCUGUCUUCGAGUAUGUCAUGUACCUCUGCUGUGUGUUAAUGCUCCUGGUCCCUAUUUCCCUCAUCCUGAUUUCCUAUAGUCUCAUCCUUGCCGCCGUUCUCCAGAUGCAUUCUAAUGAAGCCCGCAAGAAGGCUUUUGCCACUUGCUCCUCACAUCUGUCCAUGGUGAGACUCUUUUUUGGAGCUGGCAUUUUUACCUACAUGAAACCCAAAUCCUACAGGUCAGCUAACUACAAUAAGAUUGUGUUGGUAUACUAUACUAUCUUCACCCCUGUGCUGAGCCCCCUCAUCUAUAGUCUGAGGAACAGUGAGGUCAAGGGAGCUCUGAGAAAGUGUAUGGAUCAGUGUGCUGCCUUAGGUCAUGAAUAA
Molecule: messenger RNA, 969 nt
Organism: Hippopotamus amphibius kiboko
Lineage: Eukaryota; Metazoa; Chordata; Mammalia; Artiodactyla; Hippopotamidae
Product: olfactory receptor 2T8-like
Exons: 2
Coding region: 34-969 (311 amino acids)
Biological process (GO): G protein-coupled receptor signaling pathway
Cellular component (GO): membrane
Molecular function (GO): olfactory receptor activity; G protein-coupled receptor activity
Source: RefSeq, a predicted model, not a curated record